AUGUGCUGCAACAAGAAACGCGCUGCUCGAUACGCCGCCAGCGUGCCCGCUGCGGACGAGGGUCAAUAUUACUAUCACCACCAGACCGGACGACGAGGCUGCGGAGGCGGCUAUUCAUCGGGCUGCCGCCGAAGACCAGGCCUGAUCCGAAGCCUGUUCGGCAUGGCCAAGGAGUACAGCGACAACAAGGCCCUUCCUCAGGCUGCUCAUCAAAGAGCUUCUCAGGAGACUGAUGGUUCAUGGCCGGCUGAGAAGCAAAAUCAUCUGGACUAUCCUGUGCGGGAGCAGCCAGAGGCGCACCAGGUUGAAGGCGGAGUGAAGGCUAAGGAGGAGGAUUAUGAUCUUGUGGAGGACGGCAGGGAUGUGCACGAGGCCCGUCCUGAAAUGUUGCCGAGAUACUCCCAGGUGGUCAAUGCUGAGUGA
This is a messenger RNA of Cryphonectria parasitica EP155, 423 nucleotides long. RefSeq lists its product as uncharacterized. The record is from RefSeq and is a predicted model, not a curated record. Lineage: Eukaryota; Fungi; Ascomycota; Sordariomycetes; Diaporthales; Cryphonectriaceae. The transcript has 2 exons. Bases 1 to 423 code for a protein of 140 amino acids.